Molecule: messenger RNA, 6781 nt
Organism: Asterias rubens (European starfish)
Lineage: Eukaryota; Metazoa; Echinodermata; Asteroidea; Forcipulatida; Asteriidae
Product: myotubularin-related protein 13-like
Exons: 43
Coding region: 78-6299 (2073 amino acids)
Source: RefSeq, a predicted model, not a curated record
UGGUUAUGUAGGAAAAUGACAGCGGACGGAGUAGGACAUUUAAAAGUCUUUAAAGUGGAUUUGUAAAGGAUCCAGAGAUGUCUCGUCUUGCUGAUUAUUUUGUCGUAGUUGGUUACGACCAUGAAAAAGAACAGAGCGGAUCACCUCAUGGCUGCGGGAAAAUACUCCAGCGAUUCCCUGAGAAAGAUUGGGAGGAUGUUCCCUUCAUACAAGGGAUUGAUCUGUUUUGCCAACCUGGUGGCUGGAAGCUCCUAUCCAAGGCCCUGGAACCGACGUUCUUCAUUGCCGUCCUAACAGACAUCGAGGCGGAACGUCACUACUGCGCCGUCCUUACCUUCUCUGAAGCUGUCAAGAUGACACCGACUAGACCCGACGAUGUUGAGGAGGAAUUAGAGGGCGCCCUCGUACAUCACACGAUGAUGUUUGCGCCAAAGAGUCUAGUGAUUAUCUCCAGAUUGAGCUACUUUGAAACAUUGAAGAAUUGUCUUGGUCUGAUCUACACGUCGUACAUAGACUCGCUAGAAGUCCCUCUGGAAACGCUGGUAGGAAACAUCCUGGGUCAUAUACAAGUGCCACCAGCUAAUGGACCACAGAACUUGCUGAACGACACGCAAGAAAGUGUAGAGCAUGAAUGGGUGCGAUUCUCCAUUGGUGCUGGGGAUAGACAAGCACUACAGCCACCGCUCAGUGAUACGCUACCCGUCACCGGCUGCAAAGUGGCAGUCCUUACACAGCAACUGGGUAUCCGCAAUGUACUGUGUCUAUACAGUGCAGCCAUCACAGACAACAAGAUUCUAUUUCACUCCAAUAGCUACACACGGUUAACUGAAGCCUGCACUGCGUUGUUAUCCCUGCUGUUUCCUCUCAAAUAUAGUUAUGUGUAUAUACCAAUCCUUCCAGCAGCUCUUACUGAGGUUCUUAGUACACCCACUCCUUUCAUCAUGGGUGUUCACUCAUCAUUGAGAAAUGAAAUGGCAGAAUUGUUGGAUGUAAUCAUAGCGGAUCUUGACGGAGGUUGUAUCAGUAUCCCAGAAUGCAUCAGUCUGUUCUUGCCAAGAGAGGACAUCCUGCAAAGGUCUCAAGAUCAUCUCACAUUAGUACUCAAUCCAGAGUUGAAGCGAGCGGACCUAGCGUUCCCUUCCCCAGUGGAUUCCAACACCAAGGCUGAGAUAACAGAUAAGGAGAUCAGGGCCAUCUUCUUGAGGCUGCAAGCCGAGCUGCUGAUGGGGUACAGGUCUUGUUUAACAUUAAUCAGGAUACACCCUGAGCCUGUCAUCACAUUCAACAAGGGUUUGUUCAUGUUCCAACGGUCGUUGGUCGGUGAGGAAUUCUUAAGUAAAGUUCUGGAUAGCAUGAGUUUUGCCGGGUACGUCAAUGAGAAAGGUCCACCGUACAGGGUAUGCAAUAUAUUUGACAAGUUGGUGGCUAACAUUGCGGACACUGUGUCACAAGAGGAAGGUCAUCCAGAGAGGGCGCUCAAGAACAUCCGCGACGUCGGUGACUAUCUUUUCAUUAAUGAGAAUCCAAGUAAGUCAGCGUAUCUUGAGAAGAUACCACGACCAACAGAGGGCGCCCACACGCGCAUCAACCAGAUGCCCUUUCCUCAUCUUGACGAGACGCUGGUUGGGGACGUCAUUGAAGACGGACUUAAUAAAGCGAUCUUGCAGAGCUUGAACCAGAAAGCAAGCAAAGUGAGACACCAGAAAGCGCAGAAUGUACCGCUUGGAACCAAGAUCAGCCGAUAUGAAGAUCGUAUGAACGCCAUUAAUAAUAGCGCUAGGAGGUUAGAAGUCCUCAAGACUUGUAUUGGACAUAUAUUCGACAAUAGGAUCUUAGAUGCCAAGAAGCUGUUCCCUGCAGUACUACGGUCCUUGAAGAGUCGUAUUACCAGACUAGCCUUGGUCAGGCGGCUGGCUCUACAUGUGCAGGAAAACCGAGCUGUUCUAGAACAGCAGCAAUUCGACAUGGUUGUCAGACUCAUCAAUUGUGCAUUACAGGAGGAUUCAUCGAGUGAAGAGUACAGCCUCAGCAUGGCUAUGCUACCACUGAUAACCGCUUUCUGCAGAAAACUAUGCACUGGGGUGAUUCAGUUCGCCUAUAGCUGUACCCAGGACCACCCAGUAUGGGCUAGCCUUCGGUUCUGGGAGACGGCUUUUUAUCAAGAUGUGGAGAUCAAUAUCAGGCAGUUGUACAUUUCUGAGUGUGACACCAAGUGUGACUCAAAUGACACCUUCACUGAAUCACCGAGCAACUCGGCCAACGGAUUCAUCACGUCCAGUGAGCGCUCACCUCUCGAAAUCGCCGCCGAGCAACUCAGACUAUGGGGGACGCACAAUCGGGACGAACAGGACAAAAUGGUACAGAACGAGGAGAGCAUCGUCUAUAGUCAAGCAAUACAUUACGCUAAUCGCAUGGUGUGUAUGAGAGUUCCACUGGAUAUACAGAGGGGUCUGAAGAAUUCUAUUUUCAUGGAUGGCGAGAGUGGUAGCAGCAAAUUAAGUAGCAGUAGCGUCAGUGGCAGUGACAGUUACAAUGCAGAGAGCACAUUUGAAAGUGACAGUCAUGACGUGUCACACCAAGUAAUAAAGUUCAUCAGUCGGUUCGUAGACAAGGUUUGCACGGAGGCUGGAGUUGCAUCAGAGCACCUCAAGAACCUGCAUGCUAUGAUCCCAGGUAUGGUUGCAAUGCACAUAGAGACGCUAGAUGCUGUCAAUAGAGAGAGUAAAAGGCUACCUCCAAUCAAGAAGCCCAAGAUUCUCAAACCCACGUUACUACCAGGUGAGGAGAAAAUCAUGGAUGGUUUACGAGGAUACCUUCUACCAGAUGGGCGUGAGGACGGCAUCGGAGGGGUAAUGGGCGGGCCAGCUUACCUCCCAGCAGAAGGUGCAAUCUUCCUAACCUCAUACAGGGUUAUAUUCAAGGGUACUCCCAUUGAUAUUCAAGCAUGUGAGCAAGUGGUGACGAGGAGUUUUCCUGUCUCGGCGUUGUUCAAAGAGAAGAAAAUCACAGUAGGGGGCCUUGCUAACUCGUUACACCUCGAACAGUUCAUGCAAGAGGGACUGCAGCUCAGAUCGGUCACCUUCCAACUCCUUAAGAUAGCGUUUGAUGAGGAGGUAGGCGCUGAGAGAGUAGAGUUGUUCCGUAAGAUGUGUGGUCGGAUCCGCUACCCACAAAGUCUCUACCAAACCUUUGCAUUCCAUGGUUCCACUGUCUCCCCCUUGCUAUCCGUUCAGAUGAAGCAGAAGGAGAAGACCGCCACCUUGAGGAAACUUGCCACCAAGACGUUGGCAAGAGGGAAGAAAGUCGUCACUGGGGGCAGCCAUCACAAGACCAAGCUGCCCCCACGUAAGGAUCGCUACCUCUUGCCAGUCGAGCCCCUCGUCCCACAGCGACCACCAUCUGCGGCAACGCUGCAGCGACAGAUGAAUGCCGCGAGUUUGGAUAGCAUCACGGUGGACAGUCGACCAAACAGCGUCCUCUAUGAAGAAGAGGAUCUGUCAAAUUUGGGCUUUGAUGCCUCGCCACGAUGGGGACGUAGAUCUAGAAGUCAAGGCGGGUCGUUUCUCUCAGUUUCAGAUUAUGAGAUGGGAUCAAUGAGAGGCCGAACAAUGUCUCAACCUGCAGUUAUUGAGGAGAACGACGUCACAGCAACGCUGAAACCGAUCGAUGUUCUGACGACGGAUAAGCUUCAGAAGAAACUCUACGUUCAGGAUUAUCAACGUCUUGGCUUCAACAUCUCAUCAGGGAUGAUGAGACCCAAGCUGGGGGAAGCCUUCCGCAUCUCAGAGGUCAACAUACACUUUGAGGUCUCCAGAAGCUAUCCUUCUCUUGUAGUCGUUCCUUCAGCGUUAACUGACGACAGUAUCCGCAGGCUAGCCAAGUGUCACCGCCAGUACCGGUUCCCUGCCAUCACAUGGCGUCAUCCAGGCACCAAAGCACUGCUCUUGAGAUCUAGCGGGUUCCACGGCAAAGGCAUGAUGGGAAGGAUCAAGUCCGCUCCAAAUCCAAGCACAAGCGGGUCAUCCGAAACCAGCAGCAGUAAAAGCAUUGAGCAGGAUAAGUUCUUCACCGCCGUGGUGUUCAAUACACCGUGUGGUAGCUCCUACAAGUCCGACUCCCUCGUUAGCCUAAAUGCCAUCUUGCCUCCCUCCAUGACCCUGGAGCCUGACUCCACCCCUCAUAUGAAGAGAGGUCACUCUGGGACGUUGUUGCAGAGAGGUUUCCAUCGGUCGAGCGGCGGGAAGUCGGCACCGAAGCCAGGGCUGUUUGACAAGUCUUUAUCAACACUGAAGAGAGGAGCCACGCUGGGUAAAAUGAGCAGUUUCCGGUCCGGCGGUCCUGGUUUCAACUCAACCUCCAUGGCUAAGAACCUUACCCUUGCUCCGCAAUCAGUGAGCCGGAACGGAUCAGUGACGGACUACGACCUGGCGAGCAAGAAGGACCAAGACCCAAGGAAGGCAGCGCUUUACAUCUUUGGCGAGAAAUCUCAGUCGAGGGCCUUCAAAAUGGAGCAGUUCAACAAAUGCGACUUCAUUCCUUACGACUUCUAUGAGACGCGACACGUCAAGAAUAGCUUGAAGAAGUUGAUGAAGGCAUGCGUGCCAAGCAACCUGCUCACCGACCCAGAGUGUGGAUUCCAUAAACUGGUGGAAGACUCGGAGUGGAUGGCCCAGAUUCAAAGCAUAAUGCAGCUUGCUGGUGCAGCGGUUGACCUGAUGGACCUACAGGGGUCAUCUGUCAUGUUCAGCUUCGAGGAUGGAUGGGAUUUUACUACUCAGGUCGUCUCGUUAGCUCAGAUUUUGAUGGAUCCUUACUAUCGUACACUAGAGGGCUUUCAGAGCUUGAUCGAGAAGGAGUGGCUAGCGUUCGGUCACCGGUUUACCCACCGUAGCAACCAAACCGGUGCCCAUCAAGCCAGUGGCUUUGCGCCGGUUUUCUUGCAGUUUUUGGACAGUGUGCAUCAGGUACACUCCCAAUUCCCGCUAUCUUUUGAGUUCAACCAGUAUUUCUUGAAGAUGAUUGCAUACCACCACGUGUCGAAUCGCUUCCAGACCUUCAUGCUUGACUCGGAAUAUGAGCGAUUUGAAGCAGCUACCCAUGUCUUUGAGGACAAACUGACCUCGCAUCCUGGAGAGGGCCAAGAUGAUAAGGGACCCAUGAGAUCCUUCUGGGAAUACAUUAAUAAGAUCAAUAACAAGCAGCCUCUGUUUUACAAUCUUGCCUUCGCCCCUCACACCUCGGUUCUCAGGCCGUAUACCAACUUCUCCAGCUUAAGAAUCUGGGAUUAUUUCAGACAAGAAGACUUGGCAGGUGGACCGUCGUUUGAUCGGGAGCUUUUUGAGUUGGCCACAGCGGAAGACAAAGAGGUGCCACUCUUGCCAUCCGAUAGAAGGGUGAUCAAUAAUUGCUAUGACAACGCUACCCAAGCAGAGCCGGAUAUGCACAUGUGGCUUCUGGAGGAAAUGCUGCAGCUUGAGGGAGAUCUUGGUCGGACGCCCCAGCACUGGAAGACGAGGCUAGACCGAGCUCAGAAAAGCUUCCCCAGUAGAGUCAGGAUGAAGUCUCUCUCCGUUAAGAUCAAAGAGGCCCAGAUGCAGAGCAUUACGGCUCAUAAGAAAACCACCAUUGAUAUACUGGUCAAGGGCAAGAAUAUAAUUGAGCCGCAGCCCAAAGGUUUUGCAGCUCAUCAUCAUUUUGAAGCGCACAGCUACAUGACACCAACAGACUGUGACUACUGCUCACAGCUUUUAUUUGGUGCAGUCAAGCAGGGAUGUAAAGGUAUGAAGUGUUCAGAUUGUGGCUUCAACGCCCACGAGGACUGCGUGCCUAAGAUACCCAAGCAAUGUGUGCGCAAAGGAUCAACCAAAGAGCCAAGCACUGGACCAUCACGACCAACAUCAGACGAGGUUGUUACUGCAGGAACACCGGUUACACCAGCUGGAGUCUCAGGUUAUGACGAGUUCCAUGCUAAGAUUGGUGAAACAAGGUCACAUGAAGGCUAUCUAAACAAACGUGGAGCCAGACUGAAAGGAUGGAAGCAGCGGUGGUUUGUGCUGGAUGCUCAGAAACAUCAGUUGCGGUAUUACGAGACAAGAAACGACCCCCACUGUAAAGGUAUCAUUGACCUCAAAGAAGUGGAGUCAGUCCAGCCUGCAUUCCCCACGGCUGGAGCACCCAAGAAAUGCGACGAGAGUGCUUUCUUUGAUUUAAAAACAACAAGGAGAGCCUACAACUUUGUUGCAGACACGAAGCCAGCUGCAGAAGAAUGGAUAAGCCGAAUACAAGACUGUCUGUCAUGAUGAGCGCCCUCUAGUGUCCUUUGUUAAUUAGACCACUAGAGGGCGGUGUCACAGUUGCCCUCUGGAUUUGUAUAUUCUUAGUCAUUAUCUUUUUUAAUCUUUGUACGUGUUAAGAAAAUCAACUUCCCCGUUAAUUGAAGCUUUCGGUGAGAAAAUUGUUCCUUUGGUUUUCUGUCCAUCUGUGUACCUUUCAUAUAUUGGAGAAUUAAUGCAGCUUCUUGUUGUUGGGUUUUGUGACCACAGGGAGUUGUUUUGUGACCGCAAGGAAUUGUUUUCUUUCUGUUGGACAAGGUCAACUUAGGGCCUGAAUUGAUUUGUUUUGAAUCUAUUUUGACAUCUCUUGGUGUCCAACGCUGAUCGUGCUUAUUAAAAAAUACUUUUGUCUGGGCGCAUAAGUUGAAAAGGAAACCGCAAUAAUGUUCCUUGAAUUGUCUUAGAAUUUGUGCAUUCUUAAAGGUGACUUAGGAAAUUAGGGACAAUAA